This is a messenger RNA of Paracoccidioides brasiliensis Pb18, 3186 nucleotides long. RefSeq names its product exportin-T. Gene Ontology annotation, biological process: tRNA re-export from nucleus. The record is from RefSeq and is a predicted model, not a curated record. The coding region runs from base 1 to 3186 and encodes 1061 amino acids. Gene Ontology annotation, molecular function: tRNA binding; small GTPase binding. The transcript has 4 exons. Gene Ontology annotation, cellular component: cytoplasm; nuclear pore; nuclear matrix.
AUGGAGGACCAAGUAGCAAACGCCAUCCAAAUCGCUUGGAACCCUUCCUCUGACCAAACGCUCAAGGCUCAAGCCUUUGAAUACCUCAACCGUCUCCGAACAGAUCCGUCUGGCUGGCACGUGUGUCUUCCUAUCUUCACCAAAUUGCCCCGACACUCUGAAGUUGUGCGCCAUGUCGCUCUGGAAAUCCUCAACAGCGCCACCCAGACUGGGAUGGUGGACCUGCAAGGGUUGAGGUACAUAAAGGGCCGCCUGAUGGAGUAUCUUGGGCAGAUGUAUGGCUCGGAUUCCUCCGCCCAGAUGGAUCCCGCCAGUUUACAAAAUAAGGUGGCUCAGACGUUGACCUAUCUUUUCUCCGCUCUCUAUGCGAAUGGAUGGGAGACCUUCUUCGAUGACCUGCUUCGUUUGACAUACAACAGCCCCCAAAGCUCGUCAAAUGAUAAUUCCCUCGGGAUCAUAUUUUACCUCCGGGUCAUCAACUCGAUCCAUGAUGAGAUUGGAGAUGUGCUGGUUUCGAGAUCGCGGGCGGAACAGGAUAAAGCAAACCUGCUCAAGGAUCUUAUACGCCAGAGGGACGUGCAGAAACUGGUCAAUUCGUGGCAGGAGAUUCUCUCAAACUGGAAGACUGGAAACGAUUGCAUCACGGAGAUAUGCCUGAAGGCCAUUGGCAGUUGGGUCAGUUGGAUUGAUAUAUCGCUAGUCGUCAACCAGACCAUGCUUGAUCUGCUGUUCCAGCAGCUUGCCAGAGCCAAGGAUCCCAAUCUUCCCGAGGGUGGGCAAAAAGUCCGAGAUGCGGCAGUUGACGUAUUCACCGAGAUUGUAGGCAAGAAGAUGAAACCGUCAGACAAAAUCGACAUGAUCUUAUUUCUCAAUUUAGAAAACACAGUCGCCCAACUUACUGGAAGCCCCCCGCUUCAUGACCAUCGCUUUACCUCCAAGUACGACACGGACCUUGCGGAAACGGUAGCCAGGCUAGUGAACAUUACAACAAUUGAUAUUGUCCGGUCUCUAGAUAACGAUACGGUUGAUUCUGCCACCAAAGAGAAAGCGGAGUCGCUUCUGCAAUCCUUCCUCCCACAUAUUCUUCGAUAUUUCGCGGACGAGUACGACGAGGUAUGCUCGACUGUAAUCCCCUCUAUGAACGAUCUUCUAUCCUAUUUCCGCAAAACCGCCAAAAAGAAUCCAGCUCUUGCACCUCAGCAAGCGCCUAUGUUGAUGCUAAUCCUAAAGGCUAUCAUUGCUAAGAUGAGAUAUGAUGAAACCUCAUCAUGGGGCGAUGACGAUGAUCAAACAGAUGAGGCUGAAUUUCAGGAACUUCGAAAGCGUUUGAACGUACUUCAGCAGAUUGUCGCUUCUUCAAACGAGCCGCUCUACAUGGAUGUUGUUAGUGAAAUCGUGGGGACAACUUUGGACAAUCUCAGACAACCUGGUGUCCAAGUUGACUGGCGGGAUCUUGAUCUUGCGUUGCACGAGAUGUUCCUCUUUGGAGACCUUGCUCUGAAGGCAGGCGGUUUGUAUGUUAAAAAUAAGGUGAACAAUGCUGCUGCAGAACUAUUGGUGGAGAUGAUGCUGCGCAUGGUUGAAGCUGACGUCAGGUCGUUUACCCAUCCAGCAACUCAGCUCCAGUAUAUGGAGAUCUGUGUACGGUAUAGCUCCUUUUUCGAUCAUCAUGUGCAUCUUAUCCCAGGCGUUUUAGAAUCCUUCCUACAAUUAGUUCAUCAUCCGGUUAAAAAAGUGAGGACCAGAUCUUGGUAUCUUUUCCAUCGAUUCCUUAAACAUCUUCGGAAUCGCAUUGGCAAUGUGGCGCAAACCGUCAUCAAGGCCCUUGGCGACCUCCUUGUCAUCCAAGCGGAAGUGCCUCAAGAAGGGUCCGACGGUGACGAUAUGUCAUCUGAAGAUCAUGAAGGAUCCACAGAUGCAGUCUUUAAUAGCCAGUUGUAUCUUUUCGAGGCCAUCGGUUGUAUCUGCUCUACUACUUCCGUCCCGGUUGACCAACAAGUUGCCUACGCCCAAUCUGUCAUGACUCCCAUCUUCAUGGAUAUGGAAAGACAUCUUGGAGCUGCAAAAUCAAAUGACGAACAGUCUAUCUUACAAAUCCACCAUGAUAUAAUGGCAUUGGGUACACUAGCUCGAGGAUUCUCGGACUGGACCCCAGGGACGAUAGCACCUACUGCACUCCCUGCACCAGAGAUUUCCGAAGCCUUCAACCAAGUAUCUGAAGCUACCUUGGUGGCUCUCGAGUCACUGAAAUCCUCUUUCAACAUUAGAACCGCUGCUAGAUUCGCAUUCUCUAGACUAGUCGGUGUUCGUGGUUCUCAGAAUUUACCCCAGCUUCCCCGGUGGAUUGAUGGAUUGAUGACGGAGACAUCCUCCAAAGAUGAAAUGGCGUUGUUUUUGCGCUUACUGGAUCAAAUUAUUUUUGGAUUUAAGACUGAGAUUUAUGGUAUCCUUGACACGCUCUUAACUCCCUUCCUGCAGCGUGUAUUUGCGGGAAUCUCCGAUCCCACGACCGGUACGGACGAUGAGAUACAACUUGCCGAACUGAAGCGGGAGUAUCUGAACUUCUUGCUAAUGAUUCUGAAUAAUAACCUUGGAACCGUUAUUAUUAGCAGCACGAACCAACCAAUCUUCGAAACCGUCCUAAGCACAAUCGAACACUUCGCCCGAGACGUCGAUGACUUCCCCACGGCCAAGAUGGCCUUCCUAGUCCUAUCCCGCAUGUCAAGUUUAUGGGGUGGACCGGACAUCAAUCAACCGGCCGCCAACGGCAAUGCCAACACAACCCCGCAGCCGGCUCUACCAGGCUUCGCCCAGUUCAUGAUCACCCGCUUCUCUCCGCUCUGCUGGUCUCUCCCUAUGACGCCCUCCUUCAACUCAAAGGACGCACAGGCAAAGCAGGUCCUUGGCGAAGCCGCAGCGCUGCAGAAAGUUAUAUACUCAAAAACGGGACAGGAGUAUAUUGACUACCUGAGAGGAAGAGAGUUGCCUGGCAUGGGGAUGGGGAGUGAUCUUGUCAAUGAGUAUGUGGGGUCCUUGGAGCACUUGGAUGUGAAAGGGUUCCGGCAAUUUUUUCAGGUAUGGGCGUCUCCUCCUGGUUCUACCGUUUGUUAUUUUCUCCCUUCUUUUUUUGAUACACCAUCUAACUUGAAUCUUACGUUCCUCUGCAGUCAUUUAUCCAGCGAUUAA